Molecule: messenger RNA, 3552 nt
Organism: Cinclus cinclus
Lineage: Eukaryota; Metazoa; Chordata; Aves; Passeriformes; Cinclidae
Gene: VSIG4
Product: V-set and immunoglobulin domain containing 4
Exons: 8
Coding region: 94-1248 (384 amino acids)
Biological process (GO): negative regulation of macrophage activation; negative regulation of T cell proliferation; negative regulation of complement activation, alternative pathway
Molecular function (GO): complement component C3b binding
Source: RefSeq, a predicted model, not a curated record
GUGAGCCCAGGCAGGGAAGUGCUCCUGAUUUACCACAGCUUGGGGAAAGAGGGUCAGCCUGGCUGGAGACGGAGCAGCUGUGCCCUAGGAAGGAUGGGAAUGGUGCUGCGAGCAGCCGUGCUCCUGAGUUCCCUUCUCCACUGCAGCGCUUUCCUGGAGCUGAGUGGCCUCAGUGAGAUCAAAGGUGUCUGGAAGGAGUCUGUCACUCUGCCUUGUGCCUAUGUGCCUGUGGAGGACCUUGUGCAGCAAACUCUCACCUGGACUGUGGUACAUGACAAGGGUUCAGGCACCAUCUUUCGGAGGGAUAGCUCUGGUGACCACGUUCUCCUGUCUGAGUACAGGGACAGAGUCAGCAUUACAAAGGAUCACCCAGGAAAUGUGUCUCUCCUCAUCCUGAGCCUGGAGAUCUCUGACAGAGGAACCUACACUUGCCAGGUCACCUGGAGAGACAGCAACAACAGCCUGAUAGCAAAGGAGAUCACCACCAAUUUGGAGGUUGUUAAAGUGGCAGCCACCAAGCCCAUCAUCAGAGCUGGAGAGCCGGGGCUGACGCUGCCGGCCGGAGCCAGCACCAGCCUGACGUGCGAGGCCAGCGGGUCCCCUCCCAUCAGCUACCGCUGGUUCCGGAGCGCCCCGGCGGGCACAGCCGCGCUCCUGAGCAGAGGGGCUGAGCUGGCGUGGCCCAGCCUGCGGCCCUCGGACAGCGGCACGUACUUCUGCGAGGCGGAGAACAGGGUCGGGGCCGGCGCCGUGCAGCGCAGCGAUGCUGUGCAGCUCACGGUGACAGAUGUGCCCACAACAACAGCGGCCUCGCAGAGGAAUGUGGGAACCACGGGGAGACACCACUCAACCACAGAUCUGCCCAUAGCAGCAGCAACGACUUCUGAGAGUGGUGUGGGAUAUCCAGGGAAGAAUGAAACAAUUCAUGAUUUCCAGAGGACUGGCUUGUCCCUUUACCUGGUCAUCCUGAUUGCUGUGGUGUGUGGUGCUGUGGUUUUCCUUGUCAUCUCUCUCAUCAUUUGCAUUAGAAAGCCCAAAGACGCUCAAGUCUAUGAUGUAAAAUUCCAUAACUCAAGAGCAGCAGCUUCUUCAAGCACAGGUCACUAUGAGGAACCCAUCUCUUCCACUGAAAAUAACUAUGUGAUGGAGCUUGGGGAAAACAAAGUCUCUGAAGAAGUAAAUAAGAAUGUGUCUGACUGUGCUGCAAACCCCCAGGAAUCUGAGUAUGAAGUAGGGGACACUUCCUGAGAACCAGUGAUGCUCUGCAGAUACCAGUCCUGAGGAGCACCUUCACCCAGACAAAAUGCGUGUUUCUUUUCAUUUUUGCCCCUGACAAAUAGGUUGGACAAGCAGUGGUUGCUCUCCUUUCACAAUCCCUGCAGUGAAAAUUAAUAUCUUGUCAGGAACUUCAGUUACAGACUGCUAUACAGAACUUCUGAUUCUGUUUUCCUUGCUUCCCUCUCACCACCUCUAUCCAAGAAAGCCCUUUGAAAGCUGCAGCAUGCAGGUCCCGGGCUGGGAGCACUGUACUGAACUUACUUCUUUAUCUGGCCAAAAGGACCAGUGUUCCCAGCCUUUGUGUGGUGUGGUGUAAGGAGAGCCAGCACUGAGGGUUGCUCAGCAUCCACGUCCCUGUGGGUGAACAGGGAAGGAUGCAGCUGCCCUGGGAAUUGAUGGUUCUUCUCCUGCCUACCUGAAGCUGCACAGAUUUAACAUUAGAGACCUUCUAGAAACACUGAAAGGCAGAUUAAUGCCAAGAGGAACUCUGGAACCUGCCACACUGGGAGAAGCGGUGCAGGAAGCAGGAAUGUCCUGUGCAGUCCUUGUGCUGCCCUUGGUUUCCUUCCCCACACUGCAGUGAGGUUCUAGACACACUGUCCACAGCUCUGGGUGCUUCUGAUACUGCAGUCAGGCAUGCUCUUUCUGAGCUCACGUUCUUUGUUCUCUCUUUAAAUGCAUGAUGGGUAUUUGAAAGAAAUUAGAUACUUUUCCAGAAGUUUGGGGUAACAUUGCUUACAUGUGCCUCACAAAUUUUGCUGUGUGCAUUUCUGCACAAGUGGCUCAUUUUGCCACUCACAGCCCCUCACUAGAUACUCAAGAAGUGCUUUCCUCCCAGCUUAAAAGGCCUGAAGGGUAAGUUAUGAAUAAUUUCUACUGCCCUGAAUAAAUCUAUCAUGCAGAGUUGCAGAAGAACCUUUUUAUAACAGACAGGGUGAUCCUGUGUCCCAUUAAAAGCCAUGCAGACAGAUGUGAAAAGGGGGGAGUGACCUGAGGGAUGAGCAAGACACUGGUAACACAGGCACAGGAUUAAUGCACCACUUGCUGUGCUGCUCACACUCAGGACAGCUCUGCAUCUGCAGGUCUGUGAGCAUCAGUUCAAAACUCUCCAGACAUGACAGGGAGUGUGAGGUGCUAAUGGAAAGGUAUUCUGGUCAAAAAACAGGAUUGUGGUAGUGUAAAGGCCGUGGACUACCACUAUGCAUGUUGGCCUCAUCUUGGGUUUAGCAGAGCAAGAGAAGUUACUGAGAAAGACUGUGGAGAGCAAUAAUUGGUACAAAACUACAUCUGUGUGAACAGUCUCUUGGAAAAAAAGAAAGAAGAAACAAAUGAGCAAAGUGUGCCCAGGGGGGUCAGGGCUGAGAAGGUGAAGGGGCUAUUUGUUUACAGCUUCUCUGACAAGGAUGCAGAAAUUAGUGAUAAUUGUCUGGUAGCACUUUCAAAGGGCAAGAGAAAGUACUUCUUUGUAUGUAGCACAGAAGUAAAUGUGGAACGCAGUGUUGCUCACCUUGGCUGAGAGCCAGGGGUCUAAUGGGAACUUACAGGAAAUAAUGAUUUAAAAGUUCAUCAGUAUGCACAAACUAGCAGGCACACUUUCCAGGCACUUAUCACUGACCUUAUAUUUUUUCCUGUCCUAUAAGUUUUAUUUCUCCUUCUUAAGAAUGUACUUUAAAAUCGAGGGCUGGGACAUCUUGAUUUCUGAAUGAAAAGGGAAUACCUGGCAGCUGCUGGUGCUGUCAUGGAGAAAACUGCCAACAUGUACAUGCAGCUAACUGUAGAUGUGGAGAAAAUAGGUGUGUGUGUAUGUGUUUGUGCAUGUGUGAGGUCAAACGAGGCAGGAAGGAAAUGUGGCAGGUACUGGGGCACUGCCCAUCCAUCUGAGCUCAGCCUGACUGCUCUGGCCACCUGAAAUAACCUGCAGUGCUCUUCAACUUCAGGGUCAUGAUGUGGCCAGAGCUCUAGCCAGAGAAGGGAGUACUGAGGGAAGGCAGAGAUGCAGAAAUGGUGUCCCACUGAGGACAGGGUGGUCAGUCACACCAUGGUCAGAGCUCUCACUGCUGAAACCCCAUGGCUAAUGGCUGCCAGGAAUCCCACAGCUUGCUCCAAAAUCACUCAAUUCCAGCUGCACUGAAAAGCCACAGGCAAUGUAGCCCUACCAGUGCGGUUAAACAGCAGUGUUAUCCUGGCUGGACAGCCAGCACCAGGAGCUGAUGCUAUUAAAUACAGCUGUUGUAAGGCAAGCUCAUAAAACUGAAAAUAAAUCCAUGAAUCCUG